Molecule: messenger RNA, 2371 nt
Organism: Aphanomyces astaci
Lineage: Eukaryota; Oomycota; Saprolegniomycetes; Saprolegniales; Verrucalvaceae
Product: TKL protein kinase, variant 3
Exons: 4
Coding region: 475-1998 (507 amino acids)
Biological process (GO): protein phosphorylation
Molecular function (GO): protein kinase activity; ATP binding
Source: RefSeq, a predicted model, not a curated record
AGCAGAUUGGCAAGGUACAGUAGCCAGCGGCAACAUAGGCAGACUUUACGCAUUCCGUAACAUGGCCGACGAAUGCACAGUGCCACACCUUGGGUCGUGCCCUACUACGUGCCCAUCCACAAGGACCAACAACGCAUGCAUCAAGUUCCCCAACAGAAACGACUGCAAACAGGGAGAAGCAUGCAAACUCAUCGCUGUGAGCGAGAACUGCGGGGUCCAGUAUGCCUGCCAACCGACUGUUGUUAGUGAUCCCGGCACUGACUUCACCUUUACGAUCGGUAUCAACGACCAGCCAAACCGAGCCAUCAUUAGCAACAUCUACGGCUAUACCCUUCCGUCGUCUGUCACGGGUACUGUGACGCUCCAAGGCGUUAAGGAUAUCUCCAGGAAAAAGGUCAUAGUAGACUCGUCCUUCUUGAGCCUUGCCAAGCCUACAUCAUUGUAAGCCAACUCGUCGCCACACGUCCCAUGUGAAUGGUCACUCGUAGCGUGGUGGAUAAUGUGGAGCUGCUCCAGCUGACGUCCUUGCCUGCCAGCGUGACCUCGGUUACGAUCAAAAACAGCGGCGUGGUGGAGCUGGCCAAAGUUCCUCUUGGCCCCGGCGUCACGUCACUCAGCCUCGAGGGCAACAACUCCCCCGUGCCCACCUUUCCCGACCCGAGUUCACAGGAUUACGCCAAGUUCGCUGGCCUAACCCGCCUCGACUUAACCAACUGUCAACUCCCGCAAAUCGCCUGGAUUUUUCCACCCAAACUCGAGCACUUGGUGCUCACGAAAAAUGCCCUCACGCGCAUCCCGCCCACAGUCUUUGGCCUCAAUCUCACAACACUAUCGCUGGGUGAGAACCCGUUGGGAAACAGCGCGAUCUCGUCCGCUGAAUUUGAAGCGUUGAAGCGCAUCAAGCAGCUCACGUUGCCCAGUGGGGCGGUCCCGCCUUGCGAAGCGGGGGCGACUCUGCAGCCCAUCUCCACCAGCGGAAGCCUUUGCGUGACUGUGACUCCCCCUUCGUCCUCCCCUUCCACGGGCAUUAUCGUGGGUCUCACCGUCGGAGGCGCGGUGCUUCUGCUCAUCGUCGGUGUCAUUUUCUACCGCCGGCGAAAGGCCAAGGCGACCACCACGUACCAUCCCUAUGACAACCGUCGGCCCAGCAACCCCCACCGCCGCUCGGACUGCAGCUUCCCGCGGCCACAACACCCCACCGGUCAUAAGUCGGAUCCGCACCGAGGGUCGUCGGCGGAACCCCUGCCUCGGUACACGAGCACCGCCACGGGGGGCAGCAGCAGCAACCCCAACAACAACCCAUUCGGCCCUUUCACCAACGACAAGGACGCGCCGGCCACAUUGGGCAAGUCAUACUUUCACACGGGGACCCCCAACCGCACGAGCACCGUGUCCAUCAGCGACGCGCUCAACCCUGCGAUUCCGAUGCUCGAGGCCGACGAUAUGGUGUACACACGGGUACUGGGGCGCGGGGCCAAGGGCGUCGUGUGGCUCGCCACGUACGCCGGCCAAGCAUGUGCGGUCAAGAAGCUGGCCGAUCUGGCGGCAGAUGCAGACGACGCGCUCCGCAACUUGAUCGUCGAGUCCAACCUGUUGUUUCGACUGCAGCAUCCGCGCAUCAUUGGGCUGUUGGGGGUCGUCGUGCCGACAUCUGACGACAUCGCGCUUGUGAUGGAGUUCAUGGACAAGGGCGACCUCUUCGAGUGCCUCCAGCGCACCAAGCAGCCGACGAACGCGGUCGGGUGGGCUGGCGACAAGGGCACGUACGCGCUGCACGUGGCGGAGGGCCUGGCGUCGCUGCACACGCGGUCGCCGCCCAUCAUCCACCGAGACAUCAAGGCCCGCAACGUGUUGGUGGACUCGGCCAAGGGUGCCAAAAUUUGCGACUUUGGGGAGUCGCGUACCCGCACGUUCGAGGAGACUAUGACGUCCAACGUCGGGACCGCGCGGUGGAUUGCGCCCGAGGUACAGUAUGGAACGGAUAGGAUAAGAUGCUGAACGAAUGAAUUGGAUGCUGUAGGUGCUGAUCAACGAAGAUUACAGCGAAAAAGCCGACAUUUACUCGUUCGGGGUGCUUCUGUCUGAACUGGACACGCACGCUAUUCCGUACUCGGACUCGACGCUCGAGGAGCGUCAGAUCAUGCAGCUGGUCGCCGUGAACCGCCUCCGACCGACGUUUUCCCCCGACUGCCCCGAACAAAUUCAGCACUUGGCGCGCGCGUGCAUGCAGGCGGACCCGAUGCUGCGGCCAGACGCGACGCGGCUUGUCCGAACGAUCAUGACCAUCUUGGGCUCGUUUGUCACGUUGUAAAGAUUAAUGUUGCCACUACUUGUGUAUACAUACUCCUAUCACACGUUAAUAGUACGAAAU